GUUCGCGAUUUUGCCGUCGACUCUGACUCAAAGUGCUGAACAACAGCGCUGUGCGCCUGCCUCACGACGAGCCAGUGGAUCCAGUCGCACCUCUCGACGCUCCGGGCCACACGUGAAAAGCGCAGACGCCCCGGGAGACGGAAGGAACCCACAGCCAGCGUCAGAGCUGAACAGCUACGCGUCGUCGUCACGCGGGCCCAAGCCGGCACACGGGAUCAGUCGAAAAGCGCAGCGCAAAGCCAUGCGCACCUACGUCGUCAUUUCAUGCCUCAUCGCAACCACUAACGCCCUCGCCGCGGCGCCAACAACCACACCCCGCGCCCCUCUCCCCUUCACGAGCCCGAAGAAGGUCGACGAAGCGUUGCGCAAGAACGACCCCCUGCUGCACCUGGCGAGUCGCCUGAUCCGGGACGUGAACGCGCGGCGCGGCGUGCGGUCCGUCUACGCAUGGUGCCGAAGAGCGGACGACGUCGCGGACGAGGCGGGCGUCGACUCCGCGCAAGCUUUAGCGAGAUUAGAUGAGAUCGAGGCGGACCUGCGGGCGGCUCUGCAAGGCGCGCCGCGCAACGCCGUGGAUGCGGGUCUCGCGGCCACCUUCAAGUCCUACCCGAAGUUGGAACUCGAGCCGUUCCUGGCCAUGUUGGAUGGCAUGCGGUCCGAGCAAAAACCGGAAGUGCGCUUCGAGCGCUUCGAGCCCGAUUUACGGUUGUACUGCGAGCGCGUCGCCGGGGGGGUUGGCUUGAUGUUAUUACCUCUCUUGGGCGCCGCGGACGCGUCUCCAGAAACGAAGGCGCGGGCCGUCGAUUUGGGCGUCGCCAUCCAGCUCACGAACAUUUUGAGGGACGUGGGCGGCGACGCCGUGGACCUGAAUCGCGUGUAUCUGCCCCUCGAGGACCUGCGAGCCACCGGCGCUCAGUUGGAUGACGUCCUUGUUGGUAGAUUGACACCGGAGUACGUACAAACGGUAGAGCUCCAAGUGGCGCGCGCGCGCGAGCUCUACGCGUCGGCGCGGCUGGCGGUGCCGGACCUGCCGAAGUCCUCCCGGCUGGUGGUGUACGCCAUCAUCGAAUUGUUGGAGGCCAUUGUCGAUGAGCUCGAGAAGCGGGGCGGCGACUCGCUGACGCGCAAGCUGAAACCCAGCACUCCAGCGGUGCUCGGGGCGCUCGUGCGCGCCGUGCGCCAGAGCUAUGGCGGUGGUGGGGGUAAUGAUUGAAUGACUCUA
This is a messenger RNA of Pelagomonas calceolata, 1222 nucleotides long. The record is from the annotation of a GenBank genome assembly. Lineage: Eukaryota; Pelagophyceae; Pelagomonadales; Pelagomonadaceae.